UGGCGGCCCUAACCUAAGGCUUUGUUAGUCAGUUUUCCGGCCUUUUAAUAAUGUCUUUAAUGAAUUUUUGAAAGUGUUCUGCUCUGAUAAAGCCUUGUGAGUGUAAAUAACUGUGCUCGUAGUUGGAGUGUCUACUCAGUCACCAAGAUGGGUCCUGAUAAUACAAAUCCGGGCCGAAAUGUUUUCAGCCCGAACCAGAUCCAGCAACUACGAGCCCAAAUCCUUGCUUAUCGGACUCUAGCACGGAAUCUCCCGCUGAAUCAAAGUAUACCUCUCAACCCGCAAGACAAAUGGAUGGCACCAGAGUCGCAACCAAUGCCACCUCAAGGGAUGCAGCCACCUGAGCAAAAUUUUAACCAGCCGUACCCUCCAAGUGAGCAAAGUGAGAUGCAGAUGCCUCCAGGAGCCUCGGGUCCUCCUGGGCCGCCCGGUCCUCCAAUGCAUAUGCAGCGCCCACCCAUGCCUAAUUCUUCCAUUCCACUUGAUUCACCCUCUGCAAUUAGGGGCAGAUCACCCGGUCCCAUAGGCCCUGGUAUUCCUACAGUUGGUCCAGUUGGUCCUGGUGGGCCCGUCGGUCCAGUUGUUCCAAAUUCUCAUGGAAUGCCUGGUCAUAUGAUUCCUGUAGGUCCUGGAGGUCCAGUCGGUCCUGUAGGUACAAUGCCUCCUGGCAGUCCUGUCCUUCCUGGUGGCCCUGUUGGUAUGCCACCUCCUGGUGCAACGGUGGGUCCAGUAGCAACAGUUGGCCCCGGUCCUAUACCUGUACCGGUUAUCCCAGGUCCAGGAGGUCAGGUUGUUCCCAUUCAACCGGGACAACCACCUCUUCCCAAUCAGCAACAAUUCAAUCAAAAACAACAAGCCCAAUUGAAACUUAAUCGUGUAACUACAGUAUCUCGACCCACUGGAAUAGAUCCGCUUCAGUUGCUCGAAGAGAAGGAGAAUCGAAUCAACGCUCGAAUUGCUCACCGAAUGAUUGAGCUGUACAAUCUACCCACCAACAUGUCAGAAGAUUUACGAAUAAAAGCACAAAUAGAGCUCAAAGCGCUGCGUUGUUUAAAUUUCCAAAGGCAAUUGAGGCGUGAAAUAGUUGCCUGCACUCGACGUGACACCACUCUAGAAACUGCCGUGGACCCCAGAGCAUACAAACGUAUCAAGAGGCAGAGUUUGAGAGAAGCUCGUGCCACUGAAAAGCUUGAGAAACAACGAAGAAUCGAAGCUGAGAGGAAUCGUCGUCAGAAACACCAAGAAUAUUUAUGUGCUGUUUUACAACAUUGCAAAGACUUUAAAGACUUCCAUAACAGUAACAGGACAAAAUUGGUCAACAUCAACAAAGCUGUACUUAAUUAUCAUGUCAAUGCUGAACGAGAACAAAAGAAAGAGCAAGAAAGAAUUGAAAAGGAACGUAUGCGCCGCCUGAUGGCAGAAGAUGAAGAAGGUUACAGGAAACUUAUCGAUCAGAAGAAAGACAAACGCUUGGCUUUCCUCCUUUCCCAAACAGAUGAAUAUAUCAGUAAUUUAACAGAAAUGGUGAAACAGCACAAGCUUGAACAAGAGCGGAAACACAAAGAAGCAAUGAGAAAGAAAGAAGAACAACAAAAAGAUAAUGAUACAGAUGCGGCUGAUGAAAAUGAAAAAGAAAAGAGCGAGGAAGAAAAAGCAAAAGCUGAGCCUAUUGUCAAAGCCCCUGAGGUGAAAAAGGAGGGGGAGAAUGCUGAGGAAGCGAUAGACACUGAGGAGGCGAAGCAAGUGAUAACGAAAGCAAAAGCUGAAGAUGACGAGUACAAAACUACAUCUGAGGAGUUAAGUUAUUACAGCAUUGCUCACACAAUAUCAGAAAUUGUGAUGGAGCAAGCUUCCAUAAUGGUCAAUGGUAAAUUGAAAGAAUAUCAAAUUAAAGGUCUUGAGUGGCUGGUUUCUCUGUACAAUAAUAAUUUAAAUGGCAUUUUAGCAGAUGAAAUGGGUCUUGGCAAAACCAUUCAGACAAUUGCUUUAAUUACUUAUCUAAUGGAGAAGAAAAAGCUUAAUGGACCUUUCUUGAUCAUUGUACCCCUCUCAACUUUAUCGAACUGGGUCCUCGAGUUCGAAAAAUGGGCGCCCUCUGUUUCUAUUGUUGCCUACAAAGGUUCACCCGGUGUCAGGCGAGCUUUGCAAAGCCAAAUGAAUUCAUCCCUAUUCAAUGUUCUCAUCACUACUUAUGAAUAUGUCCUGAAGGAUAAAUCUGUGCUAACCAAGUUCGACUGGAAGUAUAUGAUAAUGGACGAAGGACAUCGGAUGAAGAACCACCAUUGUAAAUUGACACAAGUUUUGAAUUCGCAUUACAAUACAUCGCAUCGUUUGCUUCUCACUGGCACCCCUCUUCAGAAUAAACUGCCAGAAUUGUGGGCCCUUUUGAAUUUCCUGCUUCCCUCAAUUUUCAAGUCUUGCUCCACCUUCGAGCAAUGGUUUAAUGCUCCUUUUGCAACCACUGGAGAAAAGGUUGAACUUAAUGAAGAAGAAACUAUCCUUAUUAUUCGGCGUCUACAUAAAGUAUUGAGGCCUUUCCUUCUGCGACGUUUGAAGAAAGAAGUAGAAUCGCAGCUGCCUGAUAAGGUUGAACACAUUAUCAAAUGUGAAAUGUCAGGACUUCAACGAGUUUUGUAUAGACAUAUGCAGAGCAAAGGUGUGCUUCUUACUGAUGGUUCAGAAAAAGGAAAAUCAGGAUCUGGUAGUACAAAGGCACUUAUCAAUACAAUUAUGCAGCUGCGGAAACUAUGCAAUCAUCCAUUCAUGUUCCAAAACAUUGAAGAAAAGUACUCGGAGCAUGUUGGUUUCACCGCUGGUUUUGUCACCGGUCCUGAUCUGUAUCGCUCAUCUGGGAAGUUCGAGUUACUUGAUCGUAUUUUGCCAAAGUUUAAGGAAACUGGUCACAAGGUUUUAAUGUUCUGUCAAAUGACUCAGCUCAUGACUGUCCUGGAAGACUUCUUGAACUGGCGCGGUUUUACUUACCUGAGAUUGGAUGGCUCAACCAAAUCUGAAGAUCGUGGUGAGCUCCUGCGAAAAUUCAAUCACCCUGACAGCGAAUACUUCUUAUUCUUACUCAGUACCAGAGCUGGUGGUCUAGGUCUCAAUUUGCAGUCCGCUGACACUGUUAUCAUCUUUGACUCAGAUUGGAAUCCUCAUCAGGACUUACAAGCUCAAGACAGAGCCCAUCGAAUCGGACAAAAGAAUGAAGUGCGUGUGCUCCGGUUGAUGACGGUCAACUCAGUUGAAGAGCGUAUCCUUGCUGCUGCUCGAUAUAAGUUGAACAUGGAUGAAAAGGUUAUUCAAGCUGGUAUGUUCGAUCAGAAAUCUACCGGGAGUGAACGGCAGCAGUUCUUGCAUGACAUCUUGCAUCAGGAUGAAUCUGAUGAUGAGGAAGAAAAUGAAGUACCUGAUGAUGAAACCGUCAACCGGAUGAUAGCGCGUAGUGAAGGUGAGUUCGAGUUAUUCCAAAAGAUGGACUUGGAAAGGCGAAGAGAAGAAGCGAAACUGGGAGCAGCACGUAAAUCUCGACUGAUCGAAGAAUCGGAACUUCCUGCUUGGCUGAUUAAAGAAGAUGACGAGGUUGAUGCAUGGGAGUGCCAAGAAGAAGAAAAUGUUCAGAUGGGAAGAGGCUCCAGGGCUCGAAAAGAAGUUGAUUACACUGAUGGCCUCACUGAAAAGGAGUGGCUAAACAUGAUUGAUGAAGGAAUAGAGGAUGAAGAUGACUUGAAAGUUUCGAAAAAAUCUCGCAAGCGCCGCCGAGAGAAAGAUGAUGAAGAUGGUGGGCGGUCGAGCAAAGCAUCUAGAUCAAGUGAUUAUGAAUAUAAGUCUGGAUCUGGUGGAUCUUCAGGAUCUGGUGACAAACGCCUGAGGAAACAGAUGCGUAAACUGAUGAACAUAGUUGUUAAGUACAAAGACAGUGACCAACGUGUAUUGAGUGAGCCUUUCAUGAAACUGCCAUCUCGAAAAGAAUUACCGGACUAUUAUGAAGUAAUCAAAAAACCUAUGGAUAUAAAGAAAAUAUUGACAAAGAUUGAUGCUGGCAAAUACAAUGACCUAGAUGAUCUAGAAAAGGAUUUCAUGCAGUCAUGUAAGAAUGCUCAAGUGUAUAACGUUGAAGGAUCCCUCAUUUACGAAGAUUCCAUUAUUUUGCAAUCAGUCUUCACAAACGCAAGGCAGAGAUUGGACACCGAAGGAGACGGAGGUGGAGAAGAGGAAGAAGAAUAGAAAUUGUGCGAUCCGCAGUAUUUAGGUUUCCAUCCCUUUUAACUUGAUCAAAUGAUUUUUUUAGAUUUAGUGACUAAUAAAUGAUGUAGGACUUGUGACUUACUCUUGCUGCGUGUACAUAAGGCUCUAAUAUUAAUAUUGACUGUGCAAAAAUUCUAUUAAUGAGUUUCUUUUCAUUGUAGACACUUAAAGAUUUUUUUAAACUUGAGUUUAGUUUUCAUUAGGCUUUUCGUAUCUCAAUAAUACUUAAUGCCUAAAAUAUCUACAUUUCCGACAAACUCUACCUUGGUUGUUAACUUUUAUGAACACUUGUUCCUAUGAUGCGUCUACUCUCUCCGUAAGAGACUUAAAUGAAUUGUCUUACAGGGGCACGAUCAUGAUAAAACAGUUUAAAUUAUGAUCUGCUGAUAAAAUAACCGCAGAUUCUGAAUGAUGCACUAGGAUUAUCUUUGAUUUAUUAAUUUUAAAAGUGUUGACCUUUAAUUGACAUUUUGAGGUCAAAAAAUUGAAACCCCCUCCCCCCUUUCCGCCCGCUAUAGCACUACUCGCACAUUUUCUAUUAAUGUGUCCUCUAGCCUUUUAUAACUAUUUUGCGUGCUCUUUUCUCAAUCUUGAGAAUCUUAGACACGUAAGGGUGUAAUUGUGUAGUCAAUGCUACAUUUGUAUUUUUAACUCCAAAGCUUGGUACAAGCAAAUUUUUUGUACAUAUUCACCAUCUUGAAAAUUGACUCAAUGUUUUCAAUCACCUCAGCUCUCAGAAUUACGAGAGGUCAGAAAAUAAGGAUUUUAUGAAUAGCAAUUCGUAUCCCAAACAUACACUAGUCUAAGUUUUUACCGCCCAAUCCAUGAGUGCUACACCCAGUUGAAAUGAGUAGAAAAGCAUAAUUUCCUUUCACUGUUUUUUCUUUUUUUCUGAAAAUAUUAAAAUUCCCCUUCGUCUAAAAACUUCUAAUUAUCUCCCCUCCCCUCUAUGCACAAACGUGUCGAUUCUCUUGAAACCAACCGUUGCGAGAAAUUUCGUUUUUACCUCCUCUCAUUUUGUACCUCUAAUCCAUGUAGGUCAAUUUGACGACUGGUCUCAUGUUCAUUUAUAAAUAUCCUUUCACUAUCGUCUAUGAAGAACCUACUUACGAGUUCCUAUCCUCCAACGUCAUCCAUCAUUGGCUCAUAAUUGCAUGUAUUUUUGUAUGCACACCUUUCCAAGUUUGUCUCUCACCGUGAAUUAUUUAAAUGUACGAGAGUCCGAGAAAAGUAUGAUUUCCCUUUCAGUAUUUUAACUUUUAAUCUCUAGUUUCAUUGAAGUAUUCUCUGUAUUUUUUUUCCUCUCUCUUUUUAAGCUUUUUCUUCGAAGUGUGAAACAGUGCAUAUUUUAAGAGAUAAAAUAGAAGACAUGAGCGUUUCUUUGAAAGCCUCACUAAAUAUGCUAGCAUGACAUUAUUUUAUGGGAUUAUUGAUAGAUAGAUUAAGUUUGAAGUAAAUUUUCAAUGCUAAUGUAAUUCAUCAAUAACAUCGGACUUUUCACAAUACUUCUAAAAUCAGUACAAAAUUUCAGUGUUUGUGAGUGUGUUUUUCUCAUUUUGUUUUUUUUGCUCCAAAAGUUUUCCCUGUGCUAACCCUCUCAUCGUCAAAAAUUUGCAAGUUGUCGCAUUUGAAAGUUACUAGUCUGGUCAAGUGGUUCAUCGUAGCAAGGAAUCUUUCUCUAUGUAUUUAUCUCUUCCUGCUGAAAAAACGAACCAAAAUUUCGGCCUGAAUUGACGACUCAGUAAGUAGAAAGGAGAAACAAUUCAGCAGCUUAAAACUUUUUUGACUUCGAGAGGAUUAGAGAAUUUGCAAGACUGUGAUAAGUUAUUUUCUUCUUCAAUCAAGUGUAUUUUCCUUGUAUCUAACUUUCCUCCUCCCCAUUUUUCCAAAAAUAUCUAAAUCAUUCUGUAUAAUAUCUUUCAAAAUGUACAUUGGACAGAUCAUUUUCACUGAAAAAAUCCAUAAUUAUUAUGCAUUUCUCGCCGUAAUUAAAGUUUCAAAUAAUUUGUUCCUUUUAUAUUCAUGCAUUUUUCAGCCUUUGAUUUCAUCUAUUUGUCUUUAAUUUUUAUCAGCAAAAUACUUAUUUAUUUAUCUAUUUAUUUAUUUAUUACAUUAAUGUCAAUAUAUUUUUCAAUAUAGAUAAAUUAUACGCUGACUUCUUGUGGUCAUUACGUUUUUCAAGAGCAAAAAUAUGAAAAUUUGAUCUUGUACUGACAGUCAAACUGACCCUCUGAAGGCACUUAUGAUUAGAUUCUCAAUUAUUACUACAAAAGACUUUUUUUUAUAAUAAGAAUUUAAUAAGCACGUAGUCUUCUCAUUUACUGCCGAAAAAACUUUUUGCCUCUGAUUUUGUCUAACAGUAUCUUUUUUUAUUGGAAAAGUCUGUACCAUCUCAAAAUGGUCCAUCCUUCUCAUGAAAAUAAAAUGCACUCUUUGCAAAUAGAAAUGUUAUUAUCAAAUGAGGAAUCUAUUUUUAGUUUUAAACAGAAAAAAAACCUUUAUGAUUGUUUUAGCUGGGUAAAUUUUAUAUUCAAUUGUGAGUGUAAAGAAUGUUCUUUUUUUUCUAGCCUCAUAGGAAAUGAUUGAAUCAUUAAAGUAUGAUUUUCUCUCAAA
This is a messenger RNA of Bemisia tabaci, 6858 nucleotides long. RefSeq names its product ATP-dependent helicase brm. Gene Ontology annotation, cellular component: nucleus. Gene Ontology annotation, biological process: regulation of DNA-templated transcription. Gene Ontology annotation, molecular function: ATP binding; histone binding. Lineage: Eukaryota; Metazoa; Arthropoda; Insecta; Hemiptera; Aleyrodidae. The record is from RefSeq and is a predicted model, not a curated record.